Suillus bovinus is the source of this 542-nucleotide messenger RNA. RefSeq lists its product as uncharacterized. The transcript is spliced from 2 exons. Lineage: Eukaryota; Fungi; Basidiomycota; Agaricomycetes; Boletales; Suillaceae. Bases 153 to 461 code for a protein of 102 amino acids. The record is from RefSeq and is a predicted model, not a curated record.
AGAUGGGCAGUCGCUCCAUGUCAACAUCCGUGUGGAUCAAAUCUAUGCUUCCGCCGGUCUGCUUCAAAAGGGUCGUCUAUACGGCUUCGAGUAUUAAUUCCUCCUGCGCGUCCAUGGUGUAAUCUCUGGGGUAGUCUGGAUACACCUCCAAAAUGCUGCGUUUGUUGUAUGCCAGCAUGAUGCUGAUUCCGACUAUCCUCUGCUCUCUGAAAUAUCGCUUUGGACACUCCGUUGGCCAACCCGAUCGUUGGCCAUCAACGAGUUUACAUUUGGCGACGGACAUUAAUGCGCUAGCUUCGAUUGUCCACCGAAAUGCUUAUGCUGAAUCAGCCCCAUCAGCUCGCAUGGUUCGACGACUGAUUGAUUCGUUCGACCAAGAGGAGCAUCUACAUUCUGGCUGUUCUUUAUCCCUCGUUGGCUCGGUACAGGUCCUGUCUAAGGUUGAACCACUUUGUAAUUGAACUGCAAGCUUAAGGGAGGUUCACUGCCCUUUUCUGGAGUUGGUUGUCAUACACCUCUGACUCCCUCAGACCAAUGCAUCU